AUGCCAGAUCUCCUCGAUAGAAUUUAUUGCUCCGAACAAAUUCACAUUCCACCGACAUUUCCGUAUAUAAUGAAACUUUAUUGCAAAGCAGCCAUCAGAACGCAACCGUACGAUUUAUUAAAAUGGUCAGCAGCAUAUUUUAGAGCUUUGGCAAAUGGUGAAGAACCACCUGUUAAAGAAAGAAUUGAAUUUCCACCUUACGACAGCCCUUCUGGUCUAACGCCCGGCUACAUAAAAAUGUUGAUAAAUCAGUUUGGUAAAGAUCCUGAAACGAUGAUCAGUGCACAAACGUUAUUUAAAAAAUGGAGCGAUGUUAGCUUACAGGAAAUGCUUCUUAUUAAAUUGAUAGCCCUACUUGGAGCCGUGACGAGUAUUAAUUGGGUACAAUUUGUUGGUGUGUGCGCGGGUUUUAUUAGCAAUACAUUAUCUCAAACAAUGAUUCUCAUUUGCGAAUUGUUCACGGAAGAACCGGAAGGAGGAAUGGCAACAAUACCAUUCUGUAAUUUUAAAAAAAAUAUUACAAAUUUUUUUAUUUAA
Pediculus humanus corporis (human body louse) is the source of this 537-nucleotide messenger RNA. RefSeq lists its product as uncharacterized. Lineage: Eukaryota; Metazoa; Arthropoda; Insecta; Psocodea; Pediculidae. The record is from RefSeq and is a predicted model, not a curated record. The transcript is spliced from 2 exons. Bases 1 to 537 code for a protein of 178 amino acids.